Molecule: messenger RNA, 3459 nt
Organism: Epinephelus moara (kelp grouper)
Lineage: Eukaryota; Metazoa; Chordata; Actinopteri; Perciformes; Serranidae
Gene: parm1
Product: prostate androgen-regulated mucin-like protein 1
Exons: 4
Coding region: 100-1005 (301 amino acids)
Cellular component (GO): Golgi apparatus; early endosome; late endosome
Source: RefSeq, a predicted model, not a curated record
CACAAGCAGCCACACACACUACAGCCGUCCACGGGGAGCACAGAGCACAGAGCUGCAGCUACACAAGUGUUUGCGGAGAUAUACAGUGACAAGAGCACAAUGAUGAGGAUCAGCCUGCAAACUCUGACAACAUGUCUACUGUUGUGCAGUGCAGUAACAGCACAGUCAGCAAAUUCAACCGUCCCAACAUUUUCUCCAUCAUCCUCCCCGACAAAUAACCCCCCUCCCACCACUCCACCGAGCCUUGGGACCACACUGACCACCGUCAUUUCCUCACCCACAACUGUGAAUUCAUCAACUACGCAACCUGCCGCAGCAACUGAAAAUUCCACUAAUACAACUUCUUCCAUCAACGGUACAGCUUCCACUCCACCGACUGUCACCGCUGAGAUAAACAACACUCCAAGCUCGACAACGCCAUUAACAGUACAAACCUUGCCCACGUCCUCUUCAUCUUCUUCCUCAUCCCCAUCACCUCCAUCUACCACAAAUAGCACCCAGGAGACUAGCACCAAUAGCACCGGCCCUGGCACUGGCACCACCGGCCCUGGCACUGGCACCACCGGCCCUGGCACCGGCACCACCGGCCCUGGCACCGGCACCACCGGCCCUGGCACCGGCACCACCGGCCCUGGCACCGGCACCACCGGCCCUGGCACUGGCACCACCAGCACCAGCACCACCCGCCCUGGCACCACCGGCCGCACUACACAACUCACCAGCACCACCGCCAAACCCCAACCCCCCAUCACAACUAGUAGUACCACCACCACCACCACCACCACCACCACCAAAACCACCACACUGGUAGACGAAGGACACAAGUCCGAGGCUCUGAGCUCAGGAAGUAUUGCAGCCAUUAUAUGUGCGUUCAUCAUCAUCGUCACCUUAGUGUUAGUUGGGCUGUACCACUACAAGAUCCGACGUACAUCCUACGGCCCUCUUCUGGAAAACAAUGAACGCAGCACUUUGGGAAACUUCAGCAACCCCAUGUAUGACCCUUGAAUCUUACCUUUUGACCUCCGACUCCAGAAGUGACCCCCUAAACCGAAAGUCCUCAGUUUGCAUAAGCAGACAUUCUGAUCAGAGUGUUUGUAGUGUGACAAAUGUCGCACAUUUCAUAACUGUGACAUGCAGCCUGAUCACUUGAUUGCAAAAUGCAAAACAAAUGUGAUGUUUCUAUUGAUCUUUGUUCAGGUAGCCUUGUUUUUUAUUGCAAUAGGUACAGUUAACUUGGCAAUAAGUUGCAGUUUUUGCUCAGGUAGCUUUGCAAACAGCUCUGGCUGCAUAGACACAGUUCGUAAUCAUAUUGGAAAUAAUGUGAAGAAAUCAAUUGAAAGUCUAAAUCGCAGUGAAAACAAGCUUCAUCUGGGGCAUCAUGAAUCCCAAAGGGUUCUUUAAAGAAAAAGUUUUCAGUCAACAGGAACUGAUUAUUUGAACUCAAUCAGGAUGUUUUUCACAUUAAAUAGGGAUACAAAAUUUUACUCUACGAAUCUGUAAAAAGAGUGUCAAUAAAUGAGGAAGAUAUGACAGUGACAAUUUUCCGCUGUCCGGAAGUAGCAGUGGAAACUGUGUGACAUACAAAGUUACGAAAGGCCUGAAUUUAAGCAUGAAGUUAAAACAAUAUAAAUGAACAUCAUGGCACAAAAUAUUUUUACUUAUCAUGGACUCUUCCUUUAAGUACCCGCUGAGAUACUUUUUCCUUAGUUAAACUGGGAAAUGAUGAAAUAUCUGUCACAAAAGUCGAUAAAUGUUCAGAUUUUCAUGUAGCUGGAUAGACUAAGUUCAAAGCUUAGACAGCACUGAUCUACAAGUGACUUGCUUUUACAUGUAUGUUUAGAUUCUGUAGAUAAGGAGGAGGUGUACCAUUUGGAGGAAAUGGAAAUUCUGAGAAAGCACUGAAAAGGACUGUGAUGACACAUAACUUUUAGCAAAUGGUUUGACAACGAGUGGAGGUAUGGAAAUAACCUUUGAAAGACAAACAGGAAUAAAAAAAAAGGAAAAAAUGCAUCAAAGCGACUUAAAUGAUCCUGAAUCUUUUCUAUUACUUUUAUCAGUACCAAUAAUUAGGACCAUUUCUACUCCGAGCAGAAAAGUAGGUGCUAAUGCUUUCAAGACUUUUGAGGAUUUGUCCUAAAAGCUGUGUAGUACAGACAUGUUUAGGCAACACAGAGGGGCAACGUCAGCGUUAGUAGCAGAAACAACAAUCUAGAAAGGAGACUAUAACUUGAGGAAAGUGAUUGAGGUUUUGUAUAUCAUUUGUAUAUCAAAUGCUCAUCCGGCAUUACGUUGAAUUUGUGAGGAAAACUUUGCUUUACCUCCACGGUGAACGAUGAAUCCAAAAAAUGGAGAAAAUUCUUGAUGAAUUGAAGUCACGAGCAAAACAGACACAACUUUCACACAACUUUCAGGAGCUGUUGGUCUACCACUGCCGUGAUUAGUUAAUUUAUUUGUACAUUUGUGAGACUUUUUAAAUGGGUAGUUUGGAUUCACCAGAGUCACACAAUAACACAAACAAACUACUGAUCGAGGCGGUAGCAGAGCAGCACCUCCUGUGUUCAGUGAGGUAAAAUUACUGUUUUUGUUAAUGGAGUCUGGCUUUGAAAAAGAGCAUAAAUACAUUUCACUUUUAGUUCAGUUCUUUGCCGGAAAGGGCUGUCUGUUUGGGAAGUACUGAACAUAUGCCUGAAUAAAUGAGACAUGGCUUAUGCACGAGUUGUGUGAGAGUCUUUAAACAGGUGUUUUUUUAUAUAGUUUUGCUGCUGUGAAACAUGGUCGCCUAUGUCUUUAAUUAAUCCGGAUUUUUUUUCCAUUUUUGGAUUCUUCGUUCACCAGAGGCACGCAAGGAACACAACAUUUUGUCCACAAAUUCAACGGUCAUUUGGAGGAGAGUAUUCCUUUAAAAUGAAUAUGAAUGGUUUUCAUGUCAUAUCAUAUCACAAACCCAAUGGUGCAGAGGCAGAGAGAGACUGUCCUUUAAAAGGACAAUCCCUGGGUUAAGCCCCUUGCAUUCAUCCUGCUGAAGUGUCCUUGAGCACAGCACUGAAUCCCCUUCUUCUUCUGUCCUUCAACCUCUCUGUGGAGAACCCAAAACACCAAUCAUUUUAAAAUGGAGACCAGGAGUUCUUAGAAAAACAGAAAAUGUUAUUUACAUUAAAUGUGGCCUUAAUAAAACAGAGUAGGGAAUUGCGUCCCUCUCGUACCUGAUCAACUUCAACCACUAUUUAUGAGUGAAUUUUUCUAUUAUUGAAUGUUAUUAGUGUAAGGUUUUUACAUGUUUAAGUGUGAUUUUGCUUUGCUCAGCAGCUCACCCAGGCUGCAUUUCUGAUUGUAAUUUUAUCUCUUUCAGUAUUUGAUAUAGUAUUAUUUGUUUGCGUUCAGAUGAAGAAUAAUGUGACAAUAUUUUAUUGUGUGAUACGAUUGUGUUAAAUUGUUUGUGCAAUAAAAGUGUUAAAGGAA